Protopterus annectens (West African lungfish) is the source of this 1581-nucleotide messenger RNA. RefSeq names its product sperm associated antigen 5 (gene SPAG5). The coding region runs from base 3 to 1427 and encodes 474 amino acids. Gene Ontology annotation, biological process: regulation of attachment of spindle microtubules to kinetochore; cell division. The transcript is spliced from 12 exons. Lineage: Eukaryota; Metazoa; Chordata; Ceratodontiformes; Protopteridae. The record is from RefSeq and is a predicted model, not a curated record.
AAAUGGAACUUGAGAGAAGCCAGCUGCAAGAUGAAAAAGAUGCAUGCUGUACUGAGCUAAAUUCCAGAGAUGAUUCCAUGAAAUUAAUGGAGAGCAGACUUGCAGAAGAAAUGUCAAAACUGGAACAAGCACAAAAGGAGAAUGAAAUCCUCAACCUGCAGGUAUCAGACUUGGAAAAGCAGCAAGACUACCUGAAAAAUCUGCUGCAGCAGCAGGAUGAGCAGUCAUACCAAAUAAGCUGGCAGCAAAAUCAGUGCACUGCCAUGGCUGAGAAAAUAGAGUUUCUAGAGUACGAGAACCAGCUGCACCUUGAACACUUGGCUGACAUGGAAUCCAAGAUGAAAACAAACUUGUACUCCUUGCGAGAACGUAAUGUGCAGUGUGAAGAGCUAAAGAAACAAGCCUCCCAAUUACAGAGAGAACGGGAUGCCCUUCAGGAAGAAUUAGACUGUACAAAGGCAGAAGCGCGCUUCAUGCUGUUGAAAUUGGGUAGAGAAAUGAGAAAUUGUUCCUUGGAGUUGAGCAAGAUUAAAGAGAAGCUUCAAGAUCUCAUUAGCUCAGUGCAGACGAACACGCAAAAGGAUCUGUGUUUGGAAGAAAAGCCUUUGGACACGCCAGCAGCAAAGAACAGGUCUUUCGUUGCCAGUGUUUUGGAAGCAUUUACUGGACAACAAAUGGUGGAAGAGACAGAAAUAGCUAAUGAUACUCAGGAGGAUCAUCCAUCUAGCCUUGGAAGUGAAAAGAGUGCUUUCACCAGAGUUGAACCCACAACACCAAAGCGAGAGCCAGAGGCUGAGCAAAGUCUUUGGACAUCAGUGACUGACUUGGAUGAAACUGUGGCUAAUCUCCUUGUGAUAGUAUGUCAGUCUCAAGAGAAAAAAGAGUUUGAAAUCCAGAAGCUGCACCAUGAGAUGUCUUUACUGCAGGAGGAGCAACAAAAUAUAGAUAUCCAGCAUUCCUCUGAAGUAAAAAGCCUCCAAAUACAAAUUGAAGAUCUGGAACAUACAAAUCAAAAAUUUAAUGACAUGCUUGAAAAGAAUGAGAGUUUACAAGAAGAACUGGAACAACUCAAACACGCUCUUGGAAAAGCAGAACUUGAUGCAAAAAAAUUGCAUGAGGAACAAGAAAGGAGUAGAGACAGCAAUACAGUCCCAGAGCACAGUGACCUGGUACAGGAAGCUGUUGGGUUGAAACAAGAGGUGAAUAAAUUGAAGAAAUUAUUGUCCGAGUGUGAAACAAGCAAAAGUGAAAUUUUAGCUCGGGCCUGCAGACAUAGGAAAAUUCAAGAUGAAAAUAUCAGGAAGACUGAGGAGGAACUGCAGAAGCUUGAUAGUAUAAUUGAGCGUGUCAGAGAAACACUGAUGUGUAUACCUAAUGUUGUUGCUGGCUGUAAGGAGCUUCAAACACUCUUAGAAUUUAUUGGUUGACGGCAUCUGAAUUUGGUGCAGCAUAAAAAAGUGCAAGAUAAUAUUGUAAAGAAUGUUCUGACAAUUUGCAAAUUUUGUAUACACUGGAUACUUAACGUUUUUGUACAUAAUGUUCAUGUAAAAUAUAAAUAAAUCUUAUGUUAAAGAAUAAUUA